Phanerochaete carnosa HHB-10118-sp is the source of this 2172-nucleotide messenger RNA. RefSeq lists its product as uncharacterized. Gene Ontology annotation, biological process: amino acid transmembrane transport. The transcript is spliced from 15 exons. Lineage: Eukaryota; Fungi; Basidiomycota; Agaricomycetes; Polyporales; Phanerochaetaceae. Gene Ontology annotation, molecular function: L-amino acid transmembrane transporter activity. The record is from RefSeq and is a predicted model, not a curated record. The coding region runs from base 193 to 1851 and encodes 552 amino acids. Gene Ontology annotation, cellular component: membrane.
GCCCUGGCGUGAUGCACAGCCAAAACUGCCAAUGGUGCAAUAUGGCGAUAACGCAGCGCUCGUGAUGUCUUCCUGCUCCAGAAGGGGGACUUCUAUCCGGAUAAAAGCUCAGAACGCUCGUGCAUAUAAGAUUGCGGGCAUGCUUCUCUGGCUGACGGGACAGUCGCCACCUUCACCCACCCUGUCGCAGCCAUGCCGUCGUGGUCAAGCUUCCUUCCGUCCCGCCAGCAGGACGGAGCCGCCGACGUCCAAAAGAGCCCAAACCCUAGUACCUCUGGGUCCGAGAAGGGCUUCCACGACAAAGACGCCGAUUCUGUGUCCGCCAUCCGAGAGGCGGAGAACAUCAGCCCUGGGGACUUGACUCUAGAGGAAGAUGCUGCCGGUGGAAUGGGUCGCCAUCUCGGCGUGUUCAGUUGCACCCUUCUCAUCGUAGGACGGAUCAUUGGCACGGGCAUCUUCUCAACACCAUCGUCAAUCCUCGGGUCCGUCGGAUCCGUCGGUGCUUCCCUGAUGCUCUGGGUGCUCGGCUUCAUACUCUCGUUCUGCGGUCUGUUCAUUUGGCUCGAGUUUGGCACGAUGUACCCGCGCAGCGGAGGCGAAAAAGUCUAUCUCGAGGCCGUGUACACAAAACCUAGGUAUCUCGCAACCGUCAUCUUUGCCGCCAAUGCCAUCCUGCUGGGCUUCACUGCAUCGGGGUGUAUUGUGUUCGCUAGCAACAUUUUGGAAGCUGCAGGGAAGGAGGCUACGGAAUGGGCGGAAAGAGGCAUUGCCUUGGGCGUGAUAUUCUUUGUGACACUCCUCCAUGGUAUUACACCGCGCCUCGGUGUCUACGUCAUGAAUGGUCUCAGCGUCUUCAAGAUUGUCAUCCUACUCUUCGUAGUCAUCAGCGGCUGGGUCGUCCUUGGCGAUCACACGAGAGUGAAGGACCCGUUCGUCAACUUCCGUCAUGCUUUUGCUGGCAGCUCACACAGCUCGAACGACUAUGCGACGGCGACAUUCAAAGUGUUGAAUGCGUAUGCGGGAUGGUCGAACGUGAACUACGUCUUGAACAAUGUCAAGAACCCGGUCCGGACGCUCAAGAUUGCUGGCCCGCUCGGACUCGGUAUUUGUGCGGUGCUGUACUUGCUGGCCAACGUAGCUUACUUUGCCGCCGCCUCGAAGGAAGAGAUCCAGAAUACCGGCGUAACCGUCGCUUCUCUGUUCUUCCACAAUGUGUUCGGUACGAAAGCCCAGAAGGCCCUCACCGUCUUCGUUGCGCUCAGCGCGCUCGGCAACGUCGUUAGUAUAACCUUCGCUGCGGCUCGGGUGAACCAGGAGCUCGCCAAGGAGGGCAUUCCUCUGCCCUUCGGCAGUCGCUUCUGGGCGUCAAAUUGGCCGACGGGCAAGUCUCCACUCCCAGGACUAAUUGUCCACCUUAUCCCGUCUGUGAUUGUCAUUCUUGCCCCUCCGCCUAACAUCGCAUACCCCUUCAUCCUUGACGUCGAAGGUUAUCCUGGCCAGAUUAUCAACUUUUUCAUCGUCCUGGGUCUCUUCUGGCUCAGAUGGAAAAAGCCCCACGUGCACCGACCCUUCAAAGUAUGGUGGCCGCUAGCUGUAUUCUUCCUAGCAGCGGCAACGUUCCUGCUCGUCGCGCCUUUCCUCAGGCCCGCGAACGGCGUUGGCGAUACGCCGCCGCUGCCAUACUACCUAUACUGCUUGGUCGGCAUCGCAGUCAUGUUCGCUGGUGUCUUGUACUGGGCGGGAUGGCGCAUCCUUCUUCCGAAGGUCUUCGGCUACGAGCUCGUCCCGCGAAAAGAGACAUUGGCCGACGGGACAGUCAUUACACGAGUACGUCAUUCGGUUUUUACGUAGGCCUCGUUCAGUAUUGAUGCGAUAUCCUUGUAGUUCUCACGAAGAAAAGCCGAAUAGUAGGAUUGGCUUGGGGACAUCCGGGUAUGCUGCGUUUGGGGCUGGGCGUAUACGUGUACUAUAAAUCGGUGUCUUUGACACUGUUUUGGGAAUCUAAGGCUACAUUACGAGUGUCCUGGGAUGAUGUAAAUGAGGUAGAAUGAGGCGAAGACCCUUCGAGGCUUACCGAGAUAAAACUGUAAUCGAGAGCAUGUAGUAGAUAUGGGAGAGUAUGACACGCGAGAAGCGAAAAGCCAAAUUUUUCGAAAGUUUACCUAAGGAAAU